Messenger RNA from Funneliformis caledonium, 798 nucleotides. The record is from the annotation of a GenBank genome assembly. NCBI's taxonomy places the organism in Eukaryota, Fungi, Glomeromycota, Glomeromycetes, Glomerales, Glomeraceae.
AUGGCAACAAAUCAAAAUAAUAGUCCACUAAACAAUAAAAAUCCCGAACCUCUCAUAUUAUCUUACCUGGUUCAUAAAGGAUAUAAACAAACUGAGGCAAUGUUCAGACAAGAAUCUAUAAGAAACCAUUCAAUGGAUCAAAAUAAUAUAGAAAUUCCAACACCUAAUUUUUUUAAUUAUUCUAAUUAUUCUGCUUAUUCUAAUAUCAACCCAGAUAUAUACAAACAAAGUUAUUCUGGUCUAAAAGCUUGGAUUGAGCAGUCAUUGGAUAAGUUUAAGGACGAACUACAAAGGGUUCUUUGGCCAAUAUUUGUAAAUUCUUAUCUUGAACUUGUAUUAAAAGGAUUUCCUGAUCAAGCGACAGAUUUCUUCAAUGCUUAUCAAUCGGACCACGUAAUUCACGUCAAAGAGCUCAAUACAAUGCGAGUGAUAACACAACCGUAUCAUGUACAUGAGAAUGAAUUUGCUCAAAAUUUUCGUUCAAGGAAAUAUUUAGUAAAGAUGUGUAAAACAUCGUAUGAAAUAUUUCUCGAUUUUUUGCAAGUAGAUAAUAAUAGUAGCUUCUUGUUAAGGCUCGUAAAUCAAUAUCUAAAUAUUGAAGUGAAAGCCGGAGGAUUCGGAGUAUCUCAUACUGAUAUUGGAGCCCCUAUUUAUUCCUCAUAUGAACUUGAUGAAUACAAUAAACAAGAAGUUCAAUUGGGGUAUAUGCAAAUGGAUCCAGAGCUGCGUGAAGAGUUAGAAAGAGAAUUAAGAGAGCAAGAUGGAAUCCGUCAAAGGCAAAUCGAGGAAGCAAAUCAG